Pyrenophora tritici-repentis Pt-1C-BFP is the source of this 1053-nucleotide messenger RNA. NCBI's taxonomy places the organism in Eukaryota, Fungi, Ascomycota, Dothideomycetes, Pleosporales, Pleosporaceae. The record is from RefSeq and is a predicted model, not a curated record.
AUGACUGGAGAAACGCAGCUCAUCACGGUUGAUCCUAAUGGCGAUACGAUCAUCAUUCUCAAGGAUCCGGAUACCGCACUUCUGGGAUGGAGAGAUGAAGAUGUUUUAAUCAAGGAAUUGGGACUAUUUGGGGCACGUGGCAAUGCUCAAGAAUCUACCAGCGAAGGAGCGAAGGAAGUCCGGUUCCUUGUCUCAUCGCGACAAUUGCGGAUCGUAUCGGCUUACUUUGAUAACAUGUUCAAACGGGACUACAGUGAGACAGUUCCAUGUCAAGAAGACAACCUGUAUCAUGUUCAAGCGCAGCAUUGGAGCACAAGGGCCAUCGGGGUGCUACUCAGCAUUUCACAUCAGCAAGUCAAGUCUAUACCCGAAAAGAUUACGCCGGGACUAUUCGCUCAGAUAUUCGUUGUCGCCGACUACUACCAGAUGGGAGAUGUGCUCAAAAUUUAUGCAGAGAAGUGGUGGGGACAGUUCAAAGAGCCCUCAAGCUCCCUGUUUAAUCUGUCGCCAAUCCCGAAAACUUAUUGCGAAAACUCAGUAUAUUGGAUGUUUCUGGCUGCACGGUUCAAGGACUGGAAUCAAUUCAAGGAUAUAGCGACAACAGUACUGCACUUCGCUCGCACACCCAUACAAUCGCUAGAACUUCCACUUGAUUCAAAGGCACAAUUCUGUAAGCUUGAUGGCAUACGGUGCAACGCUAUCCAUACGCUGCUGGACGGUAUCAAAAAUCUCAUCAACCGGCUACUUUCGGAACCUGAAAGACCUUGUUACAAGAGUAAACAUUGCAAGGCGCAGGGCCUAGGACUGCUACUCAGGGAACUCAAUGCACGUGAUCUUCUGUCUAUCAUAUUCCCUUAUCCGAGACUCCCCCCAUUCAUUGGCUUGUACCAAAGCACACUAACAGCCAAGGUCAAGGAGAUCCCUCUGAUACCUUUCUGUGGGUCGAUGGGCUGUUUGCAAAUCAGUGCUGAAAUAGCCACAAUAAAUAAGCGGGUUGAUGACUGCUUGGAAUUAAAGCCCAGCGACUUCGGUUUCCCCUCAUCACUGAAAUAG